This is a messenger RNA of Mucor mucedo, 983 nucleotides long. RefSeq lists its product as uncharacterized. The transcript has 3 exons. The record is from RefSeq and is a predicted model, not a curated record. Gene Ontology annotation, cellular component: extracellular region. The coding region runs from base 331 to 897 and encodes 188 amino acids. NCBI's taxonomy places the organism in Eukaryota, Fungi, Mucoromycota, Mucoromycetes, Mucorales, Mucoraceae.
AUGAGAGUACGUACGAGUUUCAUGACUGUGUAAUAAUAUAUGAGAAUUUGUCUCAUAUAGGUAACAUGAUCAACCAUACAUCGUACAACAUAGUGCAAGUACAAAGAAAGACAAACACAACCAUUUAUAUUUAGAAGAGACGAUGGAAUAAAUUGACGUGAUUCGCACAUGCCGUUGGGAAUGUUUAUACUUGAUGCAUUUUCAUGGAUCCACCGAUCACUUUUGGUUUUCGCGUUUGACAGUUUACCUGACCAAAAUAAAUUUAUAUAAAUACCACCUCAAGUGGCAUUCAAAUUUUUUUUUCUUUAUCCAACAAGUUUAUUUAUCAAUAUGCGCGCCUUCUCUACCAUCUUCAUUGCUGCUGUCUUAGCUCUCUCUGCCAAUGCUGCUGCCGUUGACAAACGUGCCGUUUCCACUGCUGCAGCUCUUUGUAUUGCUGACCUUACUUCCGUUUCUGAACAACUUACCAUUGUUAAGACUGCUGUUGAUGCAUUCGUUUCUUCCGCUGGUUAUAGUGGCGCAACUGCUAUUCAUGACAAGGGAACUGAACUCGAAGCACGUAUUGUCAAGGCCACUACUGAUUGUAACACCAUCACUGCCCCUUCAAACGUUGAGGAUACUACUGCUAUUCUUGCCAAUGUUGGUACACUCGUUCCUAAGGUUACUGGUUCUUUGAACUCCAUUGUCAGCAAGAAGUCUCAAUUUGCUGCCAUUCCUUUCGCCACCAUCAUCGUCAAGACUGACAUCAAGAACUUGGAUACCAAGACUGCUGCCUUGAACGCCGUUUUGAUUUCCAAGGUCCCUACCACCCCCACAUCUUACUUGGACACUGCCAAUGGUUAUGUCGCCGAAAUCAACGCUGGAUUCUCCGCUGCCAAGUCUGCUUAUGGCAUCUAAAUCCUACCACCAUGUCAUUCCCAUUGACUUUUUUUUUUUUUUUUUUUUUUUUUCACAAAAACAAACAUUCAAUAAACAUCUUUUUU